AUGGGCUAUAGGAAAGAGUCAUCAUUCACCCUCGGACAACAUGAAGAGUUGGAGGCUCUAUUGAGCCAGACCAUGAUCCUAAAUAAUAACCUCCAGAGGGAGCCAGCUUUGAAACUCAACCUACAGGAGAAACCAGGAAAGGCUGGACCCUUUGAGGUGUGCUGGUUCAGAAACAGGAGGUUCAAAUCGAGGAAGCAGCAGUAGCAACAAUAAUAGUAACCACUAAAGCCACCAAACCAGAUCCUUGCAGCUGAGAAGAAUGUGUCCACCUCCCCCAGCAAUCCUUACUCUUUCUCUCCUGUGGCUCCAGGAUUCUAGAACCCCCUUCCACCUCAGCCUGCAGGCCCUUCCAGUUGGUAGAUACUAUCUUCAUGGAGUCCAACAAGACAGUCUCAAAUGUAAGACCCUUAGUUGGAGUGGCUUGUGGACCCAGUUCCUGCCUUGUAUUCUGAUGCCUGUGAAGCCCAAAUCCUAGAACUGUAGUUUUCCUGACAAGGGGAGACAUCCAGCUCUUCCAUCCACAGCCUGGAUCAGUAUCUUUCACCCACAAGGUUCCAAUUAGAAGGACAGGGUUGCUCUCUCAGGACAUUUGCUGGCCCAGCUGUUGUUCUAUCUCCCAGGCAAACCUGGUCCAGUAGGACAAGCCAAGCCUUCGUAGCCUGCAGUCUAUGAGAUAGCCCAGGAUUCCAGAACCCCUCCAGUGGGGUAGACUUUGCAUUUCUCUGA
This is a messenger RNA of Marmota monax (woodchuck), 726 nucleotides long. RefSeq names its product arginine-fifty homeobox (gene Argfx). Gene Ontology annotation, cellular component: nucleus. The record is from RefSeq and is a predicted model, not a curated record. Gene Ontology annotation, molecular function: DNA-binding transcription factor activity, RNA polymerase II-specific; RNA polymerase II cis-regulatory region sequence-specific DNA binding. Gene Ontology annotation, biological process: regulation of transcription by RNA polymerase II. NCBI's taxonomy places the organism in Eukaryota, Metazoa, Chordata, Mammalia, Rodentia, Sciuridae.